Aethina tumida (small hive beetle) is the source of this 675-nucleotide messenger RNA. RefSeq names its product dynein axonemal light chain 1-like. The record is from RefSeq and is a predicted model, not a curated record. Gene Ontology annotation, molecular function: protein kinase binding. NCBI's taxonomy places the organism in Eukaryota, Metazoa, Arthropoda, Insecta, Coleoptera, Nitidulidae. Bases 60 to 617 code for a protein of 185 amino acids. Gene Ontology annotation, cellular component: cytoplasm. The transcript has a single exon.
UUCUAUAGAUUAAAAUAAACAAAUUAUAUAAAAUCAAACAUUAAACCGACUAAAGUCAGAUGUCGAAGGCCACAACUAUAAAAGACGCGAUCAAAAAAUGGGAGGAAAGACAUCCUGACGAGCAAAUUUCGGAAGCCCUGGAGGUCGGCUUUCAAUUUCAGUGGCCUCCGAUCGAAAAAAUGGAUAACUCAUUGGCAACCCUCACCAAUUGCCAAAAAUUAAGCUUGUCUACUAACAUGAUCGAAAAGGUGGCCGGAAUCGGAACUUUAAAACAUAUAAAAAUCUUAUCACUAAGUCGCAACUAUAUCAAAUCGUUCGCGGGAAUCGAAGGUUUGGGCGACACGUUGGAACAAUUGUGGAUUUCGUACAACUUGAUCGAAAAAGUAAAGGGGGUGCAGGCGUUGAGAAAACUGAAGGUUUUGUAUAUAGCUCAUAAUUUAAUUAAGGAUUGGUCGGAGGUUGUGAAGCUGAACGACCUUGCACAGUUUGAAGAUUUGCUUUUUAUUGGAAAUCCUUUGCAUGAAACAUAUGAAGAAAGUGUUUGGAAGGCCGAAGCUGCGAAAAAGUUACCGAAUUUGAAAAAACUCGAUGGGGAACCGGUGUUAAGAGAUACUUAAAAUGAUAUAACUAUACUGUAAAAUUUAUAUAAUAUAUUUUUUAUUAUUUUUAUUAUUA